Messenger RNA from Astrephomene gubernaculifera, 3073 nucleotides. Lineage: Eukaryota; Viridiplantae; Chlorophyta; Chlorophyceae; Chlamydomonadales; Astrephomenaceae. The record is from the annotation of a GenBank genome assembly.
CCAACCGUAACUUGGAACCAACCGUUGCCGGGUUUCUUGUUUCAGGAGGCAUCUCCUCGUGUGCCCUGCCGACUUAUUACAUGUCUCUCGUUUUCCAAUACGGCUUGGCGGUAUCUGCAGCCUGUCGCGAGAAUUCUUUGGGACCUUAAAUAGAACGCUGUUGCCGUUAACAAACAUAACCUAAUAGCACGACUUUGUUUAUUCUUUCAUUCUUUCAAGUCACCAGGAGUUAUACCGGAUAAACGGGCACAGACAAGCUUUCGUCAUUGCCUGUGAAGGGAUCAACCAGGAAACAUGGCGGAGGCAAUGGACAUUGAUAUCAAACGACCCGAUGAGCCUAGCGCGCGCAGUGGCUUUGAGCUUCCUUGGCUGGAGAAGUACCGCCCUCAGUUUAUUCACGAAAUUGUGGGCAAUACGGAGGCCGUGGCUCGCCUUCAGGUCAUCGCGGAGGAGGGCAACAUGCCGAACGUCAUCCUGGCGGGCCCACCCGGCACGGGUAAGACCACCAGUAUACUCUGCCUAGCGCACCAGCUGCUGGGCCCAAACUAUAAAGAAGCGGUCCUCGAGCUAAACGCCUCGGAUGACAGAGGUAUUGACGUGGUCCGAAACAAGAUCAAGUUGUUUGCGCAAAAGAAGGUGACGCUGCCACCGGGCCGCCAUAAGAUUGUUAUCCUGGAUGAGGCCGACAGCAUGACCUCCGGCGCGCAGCAGGCGCUCCGCCGUACCAUGGAGAUCUACUCUUCCACCACCCGCUUCGCACUCGCCUGCAACCAAUCCUCCAAGAUCAUCGAGCCCAUCCAGAGCCGCUGCGCCAUCGUGCGGUACAGCCGCAUAUCGGACAUUGACAUCCUGGCGCGGCUGCGGGUGGUGUGCGAGAAGGAGGGGGUGACGUACAACGACGAGGGCAUGGAGGCGAUCAUCUUCACGGCGGAUGGCGACAUGCGGCAAGCGCUCAACAACCUGCAGGCCACCCACAGCGGCUUCGGCUUCAUCAGCCAGGAGAAUGUGUUCAAGGUGUGCGACCAGCCGCACCCCAAACUGGUGAUGUCCAUCAUUGAGAACUGCGCCAAGGCGGACCUGGACGCGGCGUACAAGGGCAUGAAGGAGCUGCAGGACAUGGGCUACAGCCCCAUGGACAUCAUCACCACGGUGUUCCGGGUGGUGCGCAACUCGGACCUAGCGGAGUUCCUGAAGCUGGAGUACCUCAAGGAGGUCGGCUUCUGCCACAUGCGGGUGGUGGAGGGCGUGAACUCCCGACUCCAGCUAAGCGGCUUGCUCGCAAAGCUCUGUUCCAAGACGUUGAUGGUGUCGUAGUGGUGUUUGCAACGCAUUUUCGACAGGGCCAGGCUCACAAUUGUGCCGUGGUCACGGCAGGGCUUCCUGUACAACACGGCCGUGACCAGUAUCCGACAAUCUGGACGCGAUUCCUCUACUGUACAAUACGCAUUUGUGGAACGCUUAGGCAUGGUGCCGUCCUUUGCUGCUCCCGCUGUCGGCUGGGCUGGGCAUAAUGUAAACUUUGGAGCUUUCAGCCUGGACUCCUUGUAUGCUUCGUGUGAACAAGAAAUACGCGAACUAGCAUUAGAAACCAGUGCAAUUGAAGAGGAGUUAGGUUCGCUAGAGCAACACUUACAGUCAUUCCUUCUUCAGCAGAACACAGGACCCGGAAACACAAACCCACAAGAAGCUCUAUCAGAGUUGCAGCUGGACACAGCCAGAACUAUUGACCAGGACCUCCAAACCGCGCCGGAGCAGCCAUCCUCUGGCCCUAGCGGUAGGGCCGAAGAAGUAAUCGCUCUUCAGCAGCUGCAGCAGCAUGACGCGACAACCAGCUUCCAAGCAACCGGUGAUCUCGACGCACCUCCUGGCCAUGUCGGCACAGGAACCACACCCGAGGUCAACGCUGCCGAUGUAAUGGCUCCUCAACCAACGGCUGCUCAAACUCGCCGCACCAGCUGCAACGCAUCAGCCUCCACAGCCGAACCGUCCCCAACAGCUUCCUGCGAUGAAAUCAACGGGCGGUUGCGGCAGGUCCUGCGGUUGCUCCGUGACACGGCUGCAGCCUGCCGCCAGCUGCCGGCCCGCGAUCAGGACUUUUCCCAGCUGCUGAAGGACAUAUACAAGGACAUCCACGACUCUCUCAAAGCCGCCGUGGGCCCUGCUAAGCGACCCACUCCGCCUGCGGGCCGCGGGGCAAGUCGCCCUCCUGCAUCCGCUGCUGCCCCCACCGCAACCGCAACCACCACCACCACAACUGCACCUGCUGCCAACCGCGCCCCAGCAACGAACACCUCAGCACCUCCCUCUACAACCUCAGCCCCAGCACCUGCACCAGCAGUGGCGGCAGCACCCACCGCACCCGCACCCCUGCCCGCCGCUGCAGCUCCUACAGCCACUAGGCCCUCCACCUCCGUCCCCACCGUCCCCACCGCCGCCCCCACCAACUCCUCCUCCUCCGGCGGCCCCGGCCACGGCCCCACCACCACCACCAACAACAACAACAACAGCGCCGCCACCACCACCAGCAACAACAGCAGGGAUCUGGCCCCGCUGGCUCGUCUGGUGCUGGCGAAGCGCCUGCGCCACCAGGUUGACGGAGGAGGAGGAUCUGCAGCGGCAGCGGCUGGCAGCAACGGUGUUGUACGACAUGAUCCCGACCAACCGCCAGCCCGGCGGCCCGCACGCCGCUCCCCAGCCGUUAUUGCUGCUGCUGCUGCGGCGGCGGCGGCGGGUGGUCUCCCUGGGGGUGCGGCUGGCAGUAGUAGUGGUGGUGCUGGGGGUGGGGGUGGUGCGGCCAGCGCUCGGGGUGUGUUUGUUGCGGCAGGGGCGCCACAGCAGCAGCAGCGUGCCGCAGCUAUGGCGGCGAUCAUGGUAACGGGCCCGGCAGCAGCGGCGCUGUAUGCCGGGCUGCCGCCGCCUGCGCGUGUGAGCGCCGCCCCGGCAGCAGCAGCAGGGGUAGCAGGGGCGGCAGCAGCAGCCGCAGCGGCAGCAGCAGUCGGACCGACCCCGCUCCCACCGUCGUCACAACAACAGGGAGGGCAGCAGCAGCAAGGGCAGCAGCAGCAGCAGGGCC